GUUGUGAUACGCAGUGAUUUAGUUGAUGUGGUGAUACCAUUCCGCUUGGUAGACGAAAAGUGAGCGACUCCACGAAAUUUGAUGCGCGCAUUCGCGUUUCGAAAAUAGUUGAGUAAUAAAAAAAAUAUUCGUUCAGAUUCAUUACAUUGCAGUGAAGAAUUCCGCAAGAUGCCGCAAGAAGUAAAUGAUCAAGAUAUAGUGUCUAUCAAAGAAUGGAUAGCGAAAGAAAAUUACCUGCCCCGAGACCUUGAUGACAUAAUGCUGAGGAAGUUCCUGCACAGCUGUUACGGUAGUUUGGAGCGGACCAAAAAGUGCAUAGAGAAGUUUUGUACAACGCGUGCCUUACUCAGCGAGCUGUAUACGUCGAGGGAUCCUACAUCAUCAAAGAUGGCAUCAUCAUUUUCAAUUACAAAUGUGACUACAUACAAAGCAGAAGAUAAUGAAAUUUUGAUCCAUCAACUCAACGAUCCGCUUUUGGAGAAAUUCUCAUUUUACGACGUAUUGAAAUCGUUCACUAUACAAGCUGAUUAUUGGCUUCGAGAUUACGAUUUCUUCCCGUCUGGUCACAUCAUCGUGCUGGAUAUCAAGGAUUACACGUUAAAGAUCAUUCCUAAAGUCAACAUUAUGUACUUUAGAGAUUUUCUUAUAUUUUUGCUUGAAGCGAUGCCGGUCCGAGUGAAACAAGUCCACGUCGUGAAUUGUCCGUCGUAUUACGAUAAAUUGUACGCCCUUGUCAAGUCAGCGCUCCCCUCCGAGAUUUGCGAUAUUAUCAAAUUCCACUCCAAUGUUGAAAGUCUUCAGCAGAGGAUAGGCAAAAAGUUUUUGCCGGCCGAAUAUGGUGGAGAGGCACAGAGCAUGAAAGAGCAAAACCAAGAGUGGAUCACGAAAAUUUUAAAAGACAGAAAAAUGUUCCUUAACGACAACUUAUGGAAAGCUGAUCUUAAGCGGAAACCAAAGAGUAACAGCAUCGAAAACUCAAUGAGCGGGUCAUUCAAAACACUGUCAAUUGACUGAUAAAAUAAUUAUUGUUGACUAAAAAUAGUACCUUUUAAUUGCAUAGAUAUACAUGUGGGACUUUUUUUACCUUUUAAAAUUGUCAAAUAUAAAGUAAGGAUUUAGUACAAUGAAAAAAAAACAAUUGUUUGAUUUUGUUACUCGUAUACUUACACAUUUAAGUUUAAGGGUAUUUGUUUUAAUAUUUCAAGGUACCUAGUUAGUUAAAUAAGUAUAUAUUCUAUACAAAGAAUCCCAGAAGAUAAUAAAUCUGUCCAAAACAUAGAUAUUUAUCGCUAUUUUAUGCAUCUUGGUAUAGCAAAAAAGCCGAGUGUACACUUCUUUCCAUUAAUAGUAACAGAAUUAGUAACCGGCAUCUAUACAUAGGUAUAAAUAACAUUAUGGACAUACACCACUGACAUUCGCUAGCAUAAAAUAACUGGUGUCCUGUUUAAAAAUAAGUAGUUUGUUGGUUUAAUUAUUUUUCGGACAAGGAAUAUAAAAUGUGUAUAUAUUUAAAUACACACCAUAAUAUGUAAGUAAUUACAUACAUACAUAUCUAUCUGUCGAGAGAUGGGCAGCAGCGUUCCUCUUAAAAUAUCUUUGAAAGCCUAACUGCGGUUGCCAACCUGCCUGCCAAGCGUGGCAACUACUGGCAAAACUCUCCUUAUGGGGAAGGCUUAUGUUCAGCAGUGAACAACCAACGGCUAAAAUAAUAAUAAUAAUAAUACAUAUCUGUCACACCUGUCUCCUAUUGGGGUAUGCAAAAACAAUGGAACAUUAAGUGUUCCGAUUCAAACAGGCCUCUUUCGCUUCCUCCACUUAUAUUAAUCUAUUUAUACACGUUCGCCAGUUACGGGCACUCGCUCACCUAUUUUGUUGAUAUAUGUCUUUCUAGGGUGGCCCCUACCGACAUCUCCAUUCAUUCGUGUUCGAUAAGCUUCUUUCAUAAUUCUUCUUUCAUCUAUCAUCUCCAAAUGACCAAACAUUCCAUUUUCGAUUUAUGUCACUACUAUUGACGACAGAUCAUAAAUAUAUUUUUUUAUAACUUUUUUGUACUUUAUUAACAUUUACACUUUUGUGAAAGAAGUAAAAACUUGAAUAGUUUUUACCUUUAAUUGUAUUUAAUUAUUGCCGCUGCCCUUCCCUCUCACCAGCGCACGUUUAAUACAUUUAAUGAAUAGUAAAGUUAAAAUACGACAGGUAACAAUAAUAAAAUGGAUUCAAAUAUAAUAUCAAUUUAUAAAAUGAAACAAUAAUAUUUGUAAGGCAUUGUUAAUUCUAUUUGGUAUUUCUAUCAAUUUUUAAUUUCGACGUACCCUUAAAUUCCGUAGUAUUUGUUAAGUAGAUUAAAUAAUUAUAUUUUAUGAAUAAUAAUGAUAAAAUAAAAGUCAAAUGACAAUUAUAAUUUUAAUAAAUUAUUUACAUUGUAUCGUAUAACGGGAUCAACUUCAACAAU
Messenger RNA from Galleria mellonella (greater wax moth), 2452 nucleotides. Its product is annotated as alpha-tocopherol transfer protein-like. Bases 169 to 1014 code for a protein of 281 amino acids. Gene Ontology annotation, molecular function: phosphatidylinositol bisphosphate binding. The record is from RefSeq and is a predicted model, not a curated record. Gene Ontology annotation, cellular component: membrane. Lineage: Eukaryota; Metazoa; Arthropoda; Insecta; Lepidoptera; Pyralidae. The transcript is spliced from 7 exons.